UUGGCGGGAAACAAAAAUGUUCUUUGCAGAUCACGCAUUGAGCAGAACGUUUUAUCAACGAUAAACCAAGUUCAUACAUGUAGAUAGAUAGCCAUAGAAAGAUAUGGCCGAUAUUUUGAUGCAUGUCUUUAGGACAUUUAUCAAACAGAAUGGAAAAACGAAGGAUUUCAAAAUCAUCGCACCAUCAAAAUGCAGUACCUUGGUGGUCGGAGACUGUAGCGUCAACCGUUCGUUAUUGCUACUUGCUGCGGUGACAGCUGCCUCUGAAUUGGGGCUCAAAGUCUCAUUUUUCACUCAGGUUCAAAUUCAGAGCCUUCCAGGAUCAUUACACGAAUCCAUGUCCAACCUGAGCCCCGACAAUUUGAAGAAAAUCACGUUUUCAUACCCCAGGUCCUUGGAAGAUUUGCUUCAGGACGUGGCCUCUUUGCAUGAAUCAGCCUCUGGAUCUGCUGCCCCUCCGUCGCUGAUCAUCGUGGACGGACUGGAGGGCUACCUGCGCGGGCCUGGGGUGAGUGGUGGCCUUCAGCAGGCGGAGCAGUCCUCUGCUGCCCCUCCGUCGCUGAUCAUCGUGGACGGACUGGAGGGCUACCUGCGCGGGCCUGGGGUGAGUGGUGGCCUUCAGCAGGCGGAGCAGUCCUCUGCUGCACACAUCUCUGCUCUGCUGUAUGACACGGCUGCAUUUCUCUCACAGACCUUGGAAGAGAGAGCCGCUAGUCUGGCCCCCUGUCGGGUCAUAGCCUCGUUCCAGUCCGAGUGGGAAGGGCAUGCUAGUGGGGACUCCUCAGACCCUGUCCUCUCAGUGUUAGACCGCUACUUUCAGGUUAGGUGUACCUUGGACCAGGACUGGAACUCUGCCCCUGCUGUAGCAGGACCACAGGACACGUGGCAUGUUUACCUCUCUGGUGCUGGGAUCACAGAAGACCCUAUUGCUAAGGAUGAGGAGGACUCAAGUCUGGCACGAGAAUGGCGACUAGUCAUUUGCCCCAAUCGCUCAAUGGAGUUUACAAUGGUUUGAAAUCUAUUAAAUGACUUACUAGUGGACAAGGAAGAAAUAAAAGACAUGCAAAAAACAUAUAUACUUAUAUUAAACAAUUGCAUUCCCAAAGACAGAUGCAAGGGGAACAGUUUUUUUCCCCAUUGUACAAAAUGGCUUUCACUAGUGUAUACAAAAGUUUUCAGCAAGGUUUUUAUGUGAAUUAAACCACUCUGACUGAAUCGUACCGUUCCUGACUGCUUUGGCACAAUAUCAUUUGAGUCUGUUCUCCUCCCUUGCCCUGUUGUCUUCUCUCCUACACAAUGUGACUUCACAUUCAACCAUUCAAUUCUAAUUUACAUGACUUUUCUGUCUAACUGUUGUGCUUGUGGCGCUUUCUAAAAUAAUUUGUAGAGGGAAGAUUAGGCUGAUGUUAUAGACGGGACAGCAGAGAACAUCACGAAAACGAUGUGCACUCUUCAAUGGGGCAGAAGGCUGUGUGUUGUCAUUCUGGAUGGCCAGAUAGCUAACAAUAAUGACAAACUGCCAAGUGGCUCGUUUCAGCUAGUUUUUAUCUUGUUCUUGAUACCAUGUCUUGUUUUGACUGAUGUCACGUCUACGCUAAUAUGGUAAACAUUAGCUAGCUAACCACCAACUGUAACUAUGUAUUUGAGACAACAAGUGCUCAUUGUACAACCUUUAUGAUUUCAAUAAACAUUGGAGAUGAAA
Molecule: messenger RNA, 1702 nt
Organism: Oncorhynchus nerka (sockeye salmon)
Lineage: Eukaryota; Metazoa; Chordata; Actinopteri; Salmoniformes; Salmonidae
Exons: 2
Coding region: 104-1015 (303 amino acids)
Biological process (GO): double-strand break repair via homologous recombination
Cellular component (GO): Shu complex
Molecular function (GO): single-stranded DNA binding
Source: RefSeq, a predicted model, not a curated record